Peromyscus californicus insignis is the source of this 6222-nucleotide messenger RNA. It is a transcript of the gene Lhcgr, whose product is annotated as luteinizing hormone/choriogonadotropin receptor. The coding region runs from base 36 to 2147 and encodes 703 amino acids. The transcript has 11 exons. The record is from RefSeq and is a predicted model, not a curated record. Gene Ontology annotation, molecular function: luteinizing hormone receptor activity. Gene Ontology annotation, biological process: male gonad development; luteinizing hormone signaling pathway; phospholipase C-activating G protein-coupled receptor signaling pathway. Gene Ontology annotation, cellular component: membrane. Lineage: Eukaryota; Metazoa; Chordata; Mammalia; Rodentia; Cricetidae.
CCCAGCCCGGGAGCUCACACUCAGGCUGGCCGGCCAUGGGGCGGCGGGCCCCGGCGCUGAGACUGCUGCAGGCGCUGGCGAUUCUGGUGCUGAAGCCGUCACCGCUACAGCCCCGAGAGCUGCCAGGGUCGCGCUGCCCCGAGCCCUGCCACUGCGUCCCUGACGGCGCCCUGCGCUGCCCCGGCCCUCGCGACGGCCUCUCCCGACUAUCACUCACCUAUCUCCCUGUCAAAGUGAUCCCAUCCCAGGCUUUCAAGGGACUUAAUGAGGUCAUAAAAAUUGAAAUCUCUCAGAGUGAUUCCCUGGAAAGGAUAGAAGCUAAUGCCUUUGACACCCUCCUCAAUUUGUCUGAAAUACUGAUCCAGAACACCAAAAACCUGGUAUACAUUGAACCUGGUGCUUUUACAAAUCUCCCUCGGUUAAAAUACCUGAGCAUCUGUAACACCGGCAUCCAAACCCUUCCAGAUGUUACGAAGAUCUCCUCCUCUGAAUUUAAUGUCAUUCUGGAAAUCUGUGAUAACUUACACAUAACCACCAUACCAGGGAAUGCUUUCCAAGGGAUGAGUAACGAGUCCAUCACACUCAAACUGUAUGGAAAUGGAUUUGAAGAAGUACAAAGCCAUGCAUUCAAUGGGACGACGCUAAUCUCGCUGGAGCUAAAAGAAAACAUCUACCUGGAGAAGAUGCACAGUAGAGCCUUCCAGGGAGCCACAGGGCCCAGCAUCCUGGAUAUUUCUUCCACCAAAUUGCAGGCCCUGCCGAGCCACGGGCUGGAGUCCAUUCAGACCCUCAUCGCUACCUCAUCCUACUCACUGAGAACACUGCCCUCCAGAGAAAAAUUCACCAGCCUCCUGGUUGCCACGCUGACUUACCCCAGCCAUUGCUGCGCCUUCAGGAAUUUGCCAAAGAAAGAACAGAAUUUUUCAUUUUCCAUUUUUGAAAACUUUUCCAAACAAUGUGAAAGCACAGUAAAGAAACCAAAUAAUGAAACGCUUUAUUCCGCCAUUUUUGAGGAGAGCGAACUGAGUGGCUGGGACUACGAUUACGGCUUCUGCACACCCAAGACACUCCAAUGCAUUCCAGAACCAGAUGCUUUUAAUCCCUGUGAAGAUAUCAUGGGCUAUGCCUUCCUGAGGGUCCUGAUUUGGCUGAUUAAUAUCCUAGCCAUCGUUGGCAACCUGACCGUCCUCUUCGUCCUCCUGACAAGCCGUUACAAACUGACAGUGCCCCGUUUCCUCAUGUGCAAUCUCUCCUUCGCAGACUUUUGCAUGGGGCUCUAUCUGCUGCUCAUUGCCUCCGUGGACUCCCAGACCAAAGGCCAGUACUACAACCACGCCAUAGAAUGGCAGACCGGGAGCGGCUGCAGCGCCGCUGGCUUCUUCACGGUGUUCGCAAGCGAACUUUCUGUCUACACCCUUACAGUCAUCACUCUAGAACGGUGGCACACCAUCACCUACGCUGUCCAGCUGGACCAGAAGCUGCGACUGAGACAUGCCAUCCCAAUUAUGCUGGGAGGGUGGCUCUUUUCUACGCUGAUUGCCGCGCUGCCCCUUGUGGGUGUCAGCAAUUACAGGAAGGUCAGCAUCUGCCUCCCCAUGGAUGUAGAAUCUACUCUCUCACAAGUCUACAUAUUAUCCAUCUUGAUCCUCAAUGUGGUGGCCUUCAUCAUCAUCUGUGCUUGCUACAUUAGGAUUUACUUUGCAGUUCAAAAUCCAGAGCUGGUGGCUACUAACAAGGAUACGAAGAUUGCCAAGAAGAUGGCCAUCCUCAUCUUCACGGACUUUAUGUGCAUGGCACCGAUCUCUUUUUUUGCCAUCUCUGCUGCCUUCAAAGUGCCCCUAAUCACUGUCACCAACUCGAAAGUUUUACUGGUCCUUUUUUAUCCUGUCAAUUCUUGUGCCAAUCCAUUUCUGUAUGCAAUUUUCACGAAGGCAUUUCAAAGAGAUUUCUUUCUGCUGCUGAGCAAAUUUGGCUGCUGUAAACACCGGGCUGAACUUUACAGAAGGAAGGAAUUUUCUGCAUAUACCUCCAACUGCAAAAACAGCUUCCCGGGAUCUAGAAAGCCUUCCCAAGCUGCCCUGAAGUUGUCCACAGUGCACUGCCAACAUUCUGCUGUCCCAGACAAGACCUGCCACCAAGAAUGCUAAUUUAGUAACCGCACUAUUGAAUUGUACUUAAAUAUGUAAAAGAAAAAAGUCUAUCUGAAUUAGUCACUUUAAAAUAAUGCAUCUUAGAAAAAUAUUUAUUCUUAGGCACUUUAGGAGAAAUGCACUUGGUUCAGAGGGUGGCCCAUGACCAGUGGUCAUUGGAACUGGGCAAUCAGAACUGCCCUCUGAAACUUGACGACAUAAAUUUCAGGAGUUUAGAAACUUUUAUAAUAAUUUAGACAGAGUAAUUUUGUGUGUUGAAUCAAAUAUUAAGAAAACCUAAGGUGUCAUUUUUGCACAUCUUUGGUCUUUUUCACUUCAAUCUUGUAAUUUUUGUUGUAAUCUCCAAAGUAUCAGUUCAUAACAGACUGGAAAUUUUAAGUGGUCCUUGCCCUCAAAUAGUUUGAUAAACACAUUUGGAGACAUACUGGGCAGUGUGGUAGCCAUGAGCCUUACACGGUAAAUAAAAGUUUCUUAGCCACGUUCCAAGUGCUUCGUGUGUGUGACUAGUACCGCACAGUACAGAUGCAAACUGUUUUCAUCGUUGUAGGGAAUUUCACGAGACAGCUCUGUUCUGGAGACUUCUGUUUCCUCUUUACGUCCCAUUCACUUAACUUGCCGUCUGACGGCUCAUUUCUGCAUACCUGUCUGGCUUGCAGAUCAUGAACACCUGGUGGGCAGGAAACCAUCUCAGCCCACUCAGCUUCCUCAUCUCUUCCCUCUGGAUCUUGGAAAUGAUACACAAUCAAUGUGCCCAGUUGAAUUGACUAAAUCUGCAAGGAAAUGUAUUUCUAGAGCCUUUGACUUUCUAAGCAAAAUAAGAUACUUAAAUAUUGAAAAUGAUUAACUUACAUUAUUUUCCAUCCUUUGCAGUUUACUGAAAAAUAUAUCUUAUAUUUGUUAGAAACAUUUUUUUCUUACUAUAAAAUAUAAGUUUUAAGACUUACAUUUAGGACAACUGAAAGAUCUAAUUGCAGCACUUCUGUUUGCUGCUUCGACUUUUUUAUCAAAAGUUCAUUAUACACCCAACAUCUUGGGGUUUUUUAAAUUAUUUUAUUUUAUUUGGUUUUUCGAGACAGGGUUUCUCUGUGUAGCUUUGGCACCUUUCCUGGAUCUUGCUCUGUAGACCAGGCUGGCCUCGAACUCACAGAGAUCCACCUGGCUCUGCCUCCCGAGUGCUGGGAUUAAAGGCGUGCGCCACCACCACCCAGCGUAUUUUUUCUAUUUUUUAUUAUGUAAUUUCACCAACUAUGUAAUUUCACCAACCGAAUUUUCAUAAAACUCUAUGGAGCAGAUGCCGUUCAUCUUACAUGAGAGAAAAACUGAUUAUCAUUUUUAAAAGGACUGAAAACUACGAAGAGAUUCACUAUAAGGGGAUUCGGUCUCAAAGCUCUCCCAAAUCCUAGCCUCUUAAUGAUUCCCAUAUUGGUAAUCAUGGUUUUCCAAGAGUUACUUUGACUUGAAAUACACCAAAAAAUAAGAUACGUUCAUGGAUGGACAAACAAAUAAAAACUGGAUAGAAGCCGGGCGGUGGUGGCGCACGCCUUUAAUCCCAGCACUCGGGAGGCAGAGGCAGGCGGAUCUCUGUGAGUUCGAGGCCAGCCUGGGCUACCAAGUGAGUCCCAGGAAAGGCGCAAAGCUACACAGAGAAACCCUGUCUCGAAAAACCAAAAAAAAAAAAAACUGGAUAGAAAGGUUUUGUUACCUAACAAUUCAUAUACAUUCAAAGUUCCUUAAAUUUUCCCCAGUAUUGUAUCAUGAACAUUCAAAUGUAUAGAAAUGUUGAAGGAACUAUUAGUGAACAUCCAUAUACCACCACCAUUUACAGUCAGCAAUAUUUACUAUAAUGGCUUUCUUAUACUACUAUGUAAUUAUCUGUUAUUUAUCUGUCCGCUAAUGUGUCUUAUAUUUGAUAUUUUGAAGUAAUUUGCAGACAUCAGCCUUACACAAAAGUAUAUACUGUACAACCCCACGCACAUGAACCUUAGCGCUCUUAUUCACCAGAGUGUAAUUCAGUAUUUAUUUACAUCUUAGGUAUAAUUUACAUGCAGAGAAAUGGACAAAUCUUAAGUGUGCUACUUGAGUUUUGAGAAUUGCAUGCACCGGUGUGACCCAAGCUUCUGUCAAGAAUUAGCACACUGUUACCAUUAGAGAGGGGCUCAGCCCUAUCACAGGGGUGCUAAUGGCCAGAUCUCUGUUUUCCACAGAUUAGUGUUUCCUGUCCUAGACGUCACAUAAGUGCAGUUAUAUAAUACAUACGCUUUGUCACAAGGUUUCUGGGACUCAGUAUAAUGUUUUUGCUAUUUAUCCACUUAAUUGCUUGAAUCUGUUUAUUCCUUUUCAUUGCUGAUUAAUAUUCUACCAUAGAAUCCUCCUGCUGGUGGAUAUCUUGAGUAUUGUAUUAAAUAAAUGUCUAGCCAUAACUAGACUCUACACGUUCAGUUUGGUCUUAGUUCUUAGGUCAUUAUGGAAAAUGAUUCAAAGAUUAUAAGCGUUAAAAAAAAAUCUUCUGUGUUACACAUGGAUGGCUUUUCUGCUCCAUAAUGAAUGACUUGGUUCAGAUGGAGCUCUCUGGAGCUCAUUCUAGAGUCUGUCUUAGUGAUACAGCAGAAUACUAACUCAGCAUGCUACUAUGUAACUACUUGAUUGUUCUUUCUGAUUCAUAAAUCCCAGAAACAAAACAACUUAGUAAGAAAAAAAAAAGUAAAAGAAGAAGAUUGAAGAUUCAGACGCAUCCUUGUAAAUCAGCUCUUAAGCCAGCACACAUUCAAAUAGUUUGUGACUAGAGAACUCAGAGUAUGCUCUGAAAGCAAUUCAUGACCUCUUACCCAGAUAGUGAUCUUUAUUUUCUACAUUAUAACUUAAGGUUUAAUAAAUGAAGUCACAGUUUGCCGUCCCCCUUGUUCCCAUAUCCUCCCACCCAUAAGAUUUAUAUUUUAAUUGUCCUCCAACCCAGGUCUUUACUUAUAUCCCUAGUACCAUGCGUACAUCCCAGGACAUUCCUCCACUUACUCCUGGACUAUGCCAUAGCUACCUAAUUUGUAUUCACACCCAGUCUUUUCCAAGUCCUCUCCAUCACUGACAAACCCUCCUGAAAUCCUGUUUCAUCUCAUUACGUGCCUGCAUAGAAUUCCCAAGCAACUCAUCAGCACCUGGAAAGUGUACAUGCCCACUCGUAGGCUAACACUCGGAGAAUAUGGACUCUGUCCUCAGAUCUGCUCAUCCUCUCUGUUACUUUCUUCAUGAAACAAACUGACCCAGUUACACUUCCCUAAGGCGUUCUCUUCCACCUCCGUGCUAAAACCUAUGCCACUCGUACAUCAGAGUAAUGUAUCCCUUGUCCUCUCUCUACUGGCUUUGGAGUCCAAACUGCCGGUUUACCUACUUCAACAAACGCUCUUUGAUCUAUUCCUUCCCUAAAGCAUUACAGUUAAGACACCUCCUCUGUGUAAAACUAGGGACAUAAUAAAUAUGUAACCCACAAUGGUCUUUCUCUGCAGACUUCUUUAGCCUGCAUGAAUGUCCGUGUGCCACAUGUGUACUACAUGCGUGUCUGGUACCCACAGAGGCCAGAAGGGGGCGUCAGAUCCCUUGGAACUGUAGUUACAGAUAGCUCUGAGCAACGUGUGGGUGCUGGGAAUCAAACUCUGAUCCUCAGGAAGAGCAACCAGCGCUCUGAAGCGCUGAGCCAUCACUCCAUCUCCUACAGACUUCAUGAGCAUUCUUCUGUAUCACCUUUUCUGUCUCCCCACACUGGAGUAUUAAUUACCUACACGAGUCCCUCUUUAUGUUCACCUAUGUUAGGAAGAUAAACUACUUUCAUUUAACAACCUCAUUUUCCAAACUGGUUCAUUUUUGUAACUAAAAUAUAAAACUGCCUUUGUUAAGUAUUUCAUGUAUGACAUGUCUAGAAUGUGUGUUACAUCUGUACAGGCCCUCAUGGCUAAAUCAUAAACAGUCGGACACUCAAUAAUUUUGUAUCUCUUGUAUUUUUUCACUGUUAGAUAUUGUCAGGAGUGAAUUGCAAAAUGACUUAAAAGGACUAAGCUAUCUGGAAUAAACCAUCUAAACUUAU